This is a messenger RNA of Papaver somniferum (opium poppy), 1452 nucleotides long. RefSeq names its product F-box protein At3g07870-like. Bases 152 to 835 code for a protein of 227 amino acids. The record is from RefSeq and is a predicted model, not a curated record. Lineage: Eukaryota; Viridiplantae; Streptophyta; Magnoliopsida; Ranunculales; Papaveraceae. The transcript has 2 exons.
GUGAAGAGAAAAGAAGCCGUGAACGUCAAAAUCCACCAUUACCAAAGGCAGCACGCGUCCCACAUGGAUCAAUGAGGUAUCUCCCCUCUGAUAUCUUAUUAGAUAUCUUAUCUCGAGCACCAACUGAGACGAUUUUAGAUUGCAAAUUAGUAUGCAAGAGAUGGGAAAAUCUCCUCCAGUAUGGUGGAUCCAUAACUUCAAUGAUAUGCACGUUAAACGCCAGCUUCAACAUAUAUAUGCUGGUGAUAGUAUAUCUCAUGAUUGGGCUAAGGUGGACAUAGGUCUCCUUUUUGCAGCAAAUUAUCUUAGCGGUAAAGGAUCACUUUUCUAUGGAAGAGAGUACGGUGAUAAGAUUAACUUUGAUUUUUUCGGAAGUCCUUCUAUGUUGUUCGGUAGGGCGGGGGAUUACGGCUUAAUUGGUUCGUGCAAUGGUUUGAUUUUUUCAGGCAAAUACCAGUACCACAAAGAUCUUGACAUCAUCAUCAUAUGUAAUCCCAUCACAGGAGAAUAUGCAAAUAUUUCAGGAUUCAUCAAGUGCAACAAAGAUCUAUACAUUAGUCAGGUCGUUCGAGGAUUUGGAUAUGUUCGUACCACCAAUGAAUACAAAGUUGUUAGAAUAUACUAUAGAGAUGAAGAUGAAGAUGAAGAUUACAUGGGACGGGUUCAAGUGUAUACACUUGGUAGUGGGUGUGGAUGGAGAAACAAACAAACAUCUUGCCCACGGUUAAAUGAUAGAAUGGUGGGUACUUGUGCAAAUGGAGCGAUUCAUUGGAACAGCAAUGGGAGUAUCCAUGCAUUCGAUUUGGCCAAUGAGGAGUUCCGAACAGUCUCAUAACCUCCCUGUUACGCUAAUUACAUGCUUGCAUACUCCGGACUUGUAGUGUUAGGAGGGAAUUUAUGUUUUUAUCAUCAAGAGCUGUAUGCACGUAACAUGGAUAUAUGGUCCUUGAAGAAGACAGAUAAGAAUGAAAGUUGGAGUAGAGACUUCAGUAUAGUGUAUGAGAUUCCUGAAGGGCACCCUUACGCAGAUCAUCGUCUGUUAUGCCUUCGGCCAAUUUUACUAACAAAGAACAAUAAAGUUAUAUUUACUUCCGCUGAUGCGAGCAUCCACUGUUAUGACCCAGAAACAAGAAGUUGGCAAAUCAUUUUGGAUAAAGAUGGUUGUCAAGUUGUUAACAGUGUCAUGGCAAUUCCUCAUGUGAACACCUUUGUUUCUUUGGGAUCUGUGGGGGAGAAGUCCUACAAAAAAAGACGUGAAGAAAACAAAACGAUGUGAUCGACCAGCUAAAAGUAGUACUGAGGUCUGGAUAGGUUUGUAUGGUUAAAGGUGAAAUAUGUCAUAUGUACUUGGUUCAGAAUUUGUGUCUAGAGAUACUGAGAAUUGCAGCAGCCAUUUAUGUUAUUCUUGUGAGUUUUUUAAAUGUUUUUGAAACUUGAAAUUGAAAAUCUCUG